AUGGAUGAUCUGUUGACGGCUGUGAAGACCGUCAAACAGAGCAAUGAGCCUUCCUCGGCCACAAUUCAGCCAAACAAUCGGAAUGACGCUGCCAUCAAAAUCUCCUUCGAUUUGGCCGGUGACCUCGCACCUACUCAAAUUAUAGAUUUGCUAAAAUCUAGACCUUCUCAGGAGGAGCUGUCUUCUGUGCUCGCAACACUAGAUCCAUACAAUAAAUCCAGAAAGCUCAAUCUGGAUCUCCGAAUCCCAGGCCCUGCCACAACUCAGAUUCUCCAGGUGUUAGUCAGCACCACUAUCCCAGACCACUGGGCACCCCUCAGCGAUGGGAAGCAUUCGAAAGAUGUCAAGUCGAAAUCUGCCUUACUCCGCUGCUUGAGCAGCGUGCCUGGGAUUGCAGCUCUAUUAUCGCAGCUCCGUCUCCUCAUAUCAGCAAGAAACUCGCCUCAGAAAGCCGAGGCGUCAAGUGGUCAUGCUACCAUUCAAGAUUUGCUCUCGGUCACCGCGGCCUUGCUAGAGCCCCAGGAUUUUUUGUUUCGCUUGCGCAAAGACAUCGAGACACUAUAUCAAAACCCAACAAGGCAAAAGAUUGCGUGGAACGAACUCUUAGCGCUUGUGGCCUCGGGUAAGAUCAUUUCUGUCGCAGCAGAGGCACUUACCUGCCUCAAUGGAGCUCCACCACCUGCUUCUAUUAUAUGGAUAAGUGAAGGCCGGUCUUAUGCUCCCUGGAUUGGGCGUAAUAUAUCUCUUUUCAUCUCGCGGCUUGAACCUACUGAUGAACCUGGGUUGAACUCAGUAGCAUCCUUGACGGAGCGCUCCUUGAGCCUGGGUUAUUCAUCUCUUUUGAUACCUUCAAUCUACUCGCAUAUCCUGGAUGAUCCGUCAUUUGCACAAGGAUUCCGCUUGUUCCUCAGCCAUCUCCGGCACUCGGCCCAAGUCACGGUCCUUCAACUUAUUCUUGUGAAUCUCCCCGUCAAGCAUCCUGCUAUCCGUGCUUGUGACUAUCCUGCAGAUCAAAGCGAGUGUAAUGAUGUUAUUUCUGGCAUAGCAGCUUUAUUGUCCCGCAUAAUCGGUGAUCGUGCCGAGAUCAAGCAUCAAAUAGCAGACUGGCUCACAAAGGGUCAAAUCACCGCGACCUUCUCAACCGGAGUAUAUCGCGGUGUACUGACAAUAUUCAAUACUGAUGCUCUUCAAAAUUUGCUGAUGCGUAGCCUUGAGAAUUUUGGGGACAAGUUUGCAAUUAACCAUAACAGCGAUCGCGACCAUGAUGCCAAUGCUCAGGUCAUUCUACUAGCUGCAGGUCGUCUAUGCCGCCUUGAUUCCUCUCGAGUCAAAGAGGCUGGCCGUUCCAGCGCUUACCUUAACGCCAUAUCAAACCGAAUUGGAUCCUCAUCAAACCGCGCGCGUUUUAUGGGCAUGGUCGUUGGAACGGCCAUUUCUUCUCUUAUUGACGAACCGGGGAAUUCCAUGAAGUUUGAUCUUGAUGAAAUGAAGAGUGAUGAGGCUAAGUGGUACUUAAGCUUGACCAAAAUUUUUGAUGAAGUCGGGUCGUUCGAUUCGAUGAAGGCGCUGUCUAAUUCGCUACCUUCAAAACCUGCGCCAAAAAAGCCCUCUCAAAAAAUUGAGACUCCUUCUAGAGGCUCGCGAAUAGUCGAGGUCCCCAGCGAAGAUGAGGAUGAGGAUGAGGAAGAGGAAGACGACGACCUUAUCCCGUAUGAGAAACCAGAUGAUGAUUUCGAGGAUGAGGAAGAUGAUCCGACUCUUGUUCAGCGAAACAAGCCAACGGCGCCUGUAUACAUCCGUGAUUUAAUCACAUACCUUCGGGAUAACGAGAAUGUCGAACGUUAUCAUCUCGCGCUCUCGACUGCACCAUCUUUGAUACGUCGCAAAACAGGCUUCGGCAGCGAAUUAGCAGAACAGGUUGAAGAAUUGGCAUUGACAAUCGUUGGUCUUCAGAAUGAAAGCGACUAUCCUCAAUUCCACGAAGCUCGGCUUCAGAGUAUGAUCGGUUUGAUUGUCUCACAGCCUCAGAAAAUGGGACGUUGGUUCACAGCCAUCUUUUUCGAAGGAGACCUUUCUCAAGUACAACGAUCUGCGGUACUCACAGCCCUCGGCAUCAGUGCUCGAGAAAUUGCCGGCAAUGGAGAAGACGAUGCGAAAGCACUGGGUCUCCCUGCCUUGAAGGACACCUCGUUCCCAUCCAAACGACUUACCCCCGCACUUGAGGCUAUGUUUCAAGAUCCCAAAGAAUCUCCUGUGGCCGCACUUACUAGAGAAAUAUCGCGCACGUCGCUUCAGCCACUGGCAGCUGACGCCGCAGAUGCUGUCUCUGGUCCGAAUGCUCUCAAGGUCCGCACAUUCUCAUCUCGUAUGGACGUUGAGAGGAGGCGUCAAGAGCGUGAUGCUCAGCGUCAACGUUCAACAGCCAAGGAAUUGCACAAGGUUCUUGCUGAAGGAUUUUUCUACCCUCUGGUAAAUCGUUUCAAUGUAGUCAUGCUGCAAUUCUCCUCGUCAUCAUUCUCAUCCUAUAACCCAUUUACAGUCCCUCAUAUUCUGACUCUCUUCCUCCAAACCCUAUCGCUCAUACUUUCCACGUCGGGCCCAUACACCACUUUUCUUCCAGGUCUCACCCAGGAAACUCUUUCACUCCUGCUAUCUUUACACACCAGUCCUUUCUCCAGUGAGCCAACUGUUUCGGUUGCCCUUCUUACGCUCUUUUUGGCUUUACUUGACUUGAACAUCGCCUCUGGCUCCAAUGGAGAGGAGCGUUUGGUCACCGAACUUGCUUCGCAGGUCAUCGAGCUUCGCGAAUGGGCUUCUCAGGUCUUUGAUAAUACGCCACCAACCUCGAAAGCACCUUUGGCUCCAGGAGGACCUCCUGAUCCGCGAGAACAAGUCCGUACUUUAGCUGCUGGGGUCAUGGUCCGAUUAGGCGAGAUCACAGAGCGGUAUCAGGGGCGACUGAUGGGUGUCAACUCGGGAUUCAAAUACUAA
Penicillium chermesinum is the source of this 2991-nucleotide messenger RNA. Its product is annotated as telomere length regulation TEL2 family protein. Gene Ontology annotation, molecular function: Hsp90 protein binding; telomeric repeat DNA binding. The transcript is spliced from 6 exons. NCBI's taxonomy places the organism in Eukaryota, Fungi, Ascomycota, Eurotiomycetes, Eurotiales, Aspergillaceae. The record is from RefSeq and is a predicted model, not a curated record. Gene Ontology annotation, cellular component: cytosol. The coding region runs from base 1 to 2991 and encodes 996 amino acids. Gene Ontology annotation, biological process: telomere maintenance via telomerase; protein stabilization.